Messenger RNA from Drosophila willistoni, 1692 nucleotides. It is a transcript of the gene Adf1, whose product is annotated as transcription factor Adf-1. Bases 379 to 1140 code for a protein of 253 amino acids. NCBI's taxonomy places the organism in Eukaryota, Metazoa, Arthropoda, Insecta, Diptera, Drosophilidae. Gene Ontology annotation, cellular component: transcription regulator complex; nucleus. The record is from RefSeq and is a predicted model, not a curated record. The transcript is spliced from 3 exons. Gene Ontology annotation, biological process: regulation of transcription by RNA polymerase II. Gene Ontology annotation, molecular function: DNA binding.
UUAACACUGUCGACGCAGCUGCUGAAAUAAAAUGAAUAGGUGGAAAAGAGAAGACCAAACGACUCUGGUGUAUGCAUACAGGUGCAAGCGAGAAAACAAUAAUAUAAUUCUGCUCCGUUUUGCAGCGCCGCUUCAUUCGAAGUUUGCGUUGCUGUCGCGUCGUGUGCACGACUGAGAAAUAUUUGAACUGCAGAGAAAAGAAAAUAAAGACAAAACCAAAAGCAAAAUAAAAACAAACACUAAACGUGCAUUCGCGCCAAAUAACAACAAUUAGCGAAGACUAGAAGCAGAGUGAGUGUUCGUCAGUGUGUGUGUGCCGUAAAAAACCAACAUCCUACCCACUCCUCUUUAGUGCAUACCCUUACGACGGUCAUCGAGAUGGACAAACUGGAUGCAAAUUUAGAACAGCAAUUCGAUCUCAAUCUCAUUGAGGCCGUAAAAUUAAAUCCUGUAAUAUACGACAGAUCUCACUAUAAUUAUAAACACUUCGUAAGGAAGGCCCAGACAUGGAAGCAAAUAGCCGAAACACUUGGUGUGCCUGAACAAAAAUGCACGAAACGUUGGAAGAGUUUACGAGACAAAUUUGCACGCGAGAUGAAACUGUGUCAAGAGUCUCGUUGGCGUUAUUUCAAACAAAUGCAAUUUUUGGUCGACUCCAUUCGGCAGUAUCGUGAAUCUUUAUUGGGUAAGUGUUCUAACGGAAGCCAGAACGCUAACCAGGUGGCCGAUCCCACACAACAACAACCGCAGCAACAGACAGUGGUGGAUAUAUUUGCUCAACCGUUCAAUGGCAGUGCCACCACCUCGGCGCAAGCUCUAACACAUCCGCAUGAAAUUACAGUCACAGGAGAUGCACAGCAAUUAGCCACUGCCGUAGGCAAGGAUCAAAAACCAUAUUUUUACGAGCCACCGUUAAAGCGCGAACGCAGUGAAGAGGAACACAGCGAUAAUAUGCUGAAUACUAUAAAAAUUUUUCAGAAUAACGUCUCUCAGGCUGUUAGCGCUGAAGAUCAAUCGUUUGGCAUGGUCGUUACUGAUAUGCUCAACACGUUGGGAGUACGACAAAAGGCCGAGGCUAAGGUGCACAUCAUCAAAUAUUUGACAGACAUGCAGCUGCUGGCCCAACAUAAUAAGUACUAACUUCAGCUUCAGCUGCUGCAAUUGGAUGGAGUUUUGCCCCAAACGAUCGAUCAGUAGCGCGCAGCUGCCUCUAUCUAUCAUAAUGAUCAUCACCGUUGAUGAUUUUUUUUAGCUUCUAAGUCUUAAAAGUCAAACUAAAGUUUAGAACCUAAAUAAGAAUGCAAAAACAAAAAAUGAAAUUCAUAUAUUUGUGUUUAUGUAUGUAUGUAUAUAUAAACAUAUGCAUAUACACAUAUAUGAAUAUAGAAAUAAAAUUCCUAAUGCCCAGUCCUCCAUUUGUUAAAAAAGAGGAAUAUUCCGUAACCCCUCCUAUAUCCAUUGGGACGAGCUUUUACGGCAGUAGCAUUAGCAAAUAAUUUUUCUUCAAAACCUGUACAUUUUCUCUAAUUACGCAUAAGUUAAAACAAAAAUGAGAUAUUGCCAUUAGUCGGUGUCUCUUUAAGUUACGUCUAUGUUAUUUUUAGUUUUGUAAGUGCAAGACCAGAUAAUUGCGUUAACGUAACAUCAUGAAUAAUUGUGCAAUUACUUGUAUUAAAAAAAAGUAACACUUGA